AGCAAGACAGAAAAGGCUUAAUAGAUUCUAGAGAGAGAGAGGGUUUUUUUUUUCUUUUAUUUUUAACAGUGAGAGAGAGAGAGGAUUUUCUUUUUUCUUUUAUUUUUAACAGUGAGAGAGAGAGAGAGAGAGAGAGGGUUUUAACACAUGAACCAGGGGAAAGAGAGGGUUUAACAGAUGAGAGACAAGAGAUAGAGAGAGGGCAUAGCAGGAGUUUUAAGUCGUGAGAGAGAAUUACGUCGAGAGAGAGUCUAGGGACAUACGCUUCUUCCUCCCCCUUGCUUCUCCCUGAAUUCUUAAGGGCUAGAGACUAACAAAUGUAUCUGUGCAACAAAAUGCGUCUUCUAUGGAGUAAUAGAAUCAUUUUCCCUCUCAUUCCCUGAAUUCUCACGUACUCAUACAAUGGCGCUUGUGGUUUUGUAUUUGAAUUCCAUUUCAAUUUCUUGUUCUCGCCAUUUAUCCACUGAUUCGAACCUUUGGAAUGAGAAAAUUACACUGAGAAUCAAUGACAGAAGAAGCUCUUGCAUGGUUUUCUCAUCACAUUCGAAUCCUCGAAUGCUUAAACCCAACCGGCGGUCCAGAUUUGGCAAGCAGCUGCCCACUUGUGAUGAUGAAGAACCAUUGCUUUCUGAUGAGGAAUCUAUGGAAAUGGAAGAAAUAAAAGACGAUUCGUUUAUAGGUGCAAAGCCAUUGGGAUUUGCAUCAAAGAAUGACGCAAAACGUUUACAGGGAAUCUACAAGUCAUUGCGAAAGUUGCAGGAAGGUAAAACCCCUAAAAUUGCAAGAGAAAGUAACAGUCCAUAUCCAUCCCAGGAAAUAAAGUAUGUCCAAAAAGCCCAAGGUAAAGUAAAUUCAAGUUAUGCUGGUCAAGCUAAAGAGCAAUUACAGGAUCAAGGUUCAAUGGAAGGCACACGCGACCAGGAAAAAGUAAAGACCGGAAAAUUCACGGAAAGCAGGAUCCGCCAAAUGUCAGAAGAGUUGGAUCUCGAUGAAAAAUGGUUCCCCUUGAUUGAGUACUUGAGCACUUUCGGAUUAAAAGAGUCACAUUUCACCCAAAUCUAUGAGAGGCAUAUGCCUAGUCUACAAAUUAAUUUGGAAGCGGCACGAGAAAGGAUGGAUUUCUUGCUUAGCCUUGGUGUGAAGCAGAGGGAUAUCAAAAAGAUAAUAUUGAGGCAGCCCCAAAUUCUAGAAUACACAGUAGAAAACAAUCUCAAAUCCCAUGUUCAAUUUCUUCUUAGCUUGGGCGUGCCCCAUUCCAAGCUUGGAAGAAUAAUUAGUGCUGCUCCAUCACUCUUCUCAUAUAGUGUGGAGCAAUCUCUAAAACCCACAGUUCGAUAUCUGGUUGAAGAAGUGGGUAUCAAAGCAACAGAUGUAGGCAAAGUUGUGCAGUUGAGCCCCCAAAUUCUGGUUCAGAGGAUUGAUGAUUCAUGGACUUCUCGAAUGAGCUUCCUUUCAAGGGAAUUGGGUGCUCCAAGAGAGAGCAUUGUGAAAAUGGUCAAGAAACAUCCACAACUUCUCCAUUACAGUAUUGAGGAUGGGAUAUUACCAAGGAUUAACUUCUUGAGAAGUAUAGGGAUGCGUGAUUCUGAUGUCUUGAAAAUUCUAACUGGUCUUACUCAGGUGUUAUCACUGUCUCUGGAGAAUAACCUGAGGCCCAAGUAUUUAUAUUUGAUCCAUGAACUCCGAAAUGAGGUGCAAUCCCUUACUAAAUACCCAACGUACUUCAGCUUAUCCCUUGAACAGAGAAUACGACCACGCCACAAGUUUUUGGUUUCUCUCAAGAAGGCCCCAAAAGGACCGUUUCCUCUGAGUUCACUGGUCCUCACUGAUGAAUGCUUUUGUCAGCAAUGGGCUGGCACUAGUUUACAAAAGUACCAGGCAUUUAGGCAGAAUAUGAUGAUCUCAGACUUUGCAGAGAAAUUUCAACGAACAUGUUGAUCAUUUAGAAGAAAGGUCUUUUAUAUAACUGUUCAAACUGGCGUUGUAGAACUUCUUGGAAGGGGGAAAAGUCUUCUACUGCAACUUUAGAGACCCAUUUCAUCAUCCAUAAAGUGAUUAGAUCUAUGGCUUCAAUUCAGAUUCUGAGGUUUUCACUAUUACCAUGCAAAAAAGGUUUAUUAGUGUUUCCAAAUAUUUUGAAGCAAUCCUGGCCCUUGGCCCCAUCACAGUUUUCUUCGCAAGCAGGCGCGCAGCAAACUACAGCCCGAAAGCAAGCAACAAGCAACAGCUAGCACGAUCCUUUCCUCCUUUAUUUCUGUGGAAAACUCCCUGUUUCUAUCAAAGCCGAUGUGAUUUGGGGUAUGGGUCCUUCCAUCUCAAAUUUAUCUAUACCUCUCCUCAAAACCCUGCAACUGCAAUGAGAGUUGCAGUUGGGUCGUAUUAAAUUUGAAAUAAAAUCAGGUUGCUCUGCAACUGCAAUAAAAGGUGGUCAAAUUUGACUUGAAAUGCGACCCGAGGUGUAAUUCAGUUGAAUUGGACUUUUUAGUCUCUGAAAGGUAAUAGGGGGCUAUGUAAUUGGGAGAAAGAUUCUGGACAAUGUAAUCGGGAAGGAGAGGGGUGGAUUGGUCGAUGAGGCAAAGACAUACACAUUGAACAAACAGCCUUCAUCCUUGGACUUCAUAAGGGCGAAAAUACAAGCUUUUUUUGGGUAGGUCAGUGAGGAUUUGGCCCCCUCCCCUUUCUCAUUAUUAAGUAAGAAUGUCAUAAAAGAUAGAGAGUUUAUGGUACAAUUCUUUCAUUACGAUUCUUAGUAGCUGACUCAAUGCCGCAUCGGUUGACGAUGGAUAUUGUAGAAGUAUCUUUGGAACACGUUGAAGGUGUAAUCAAGAUAAGUUUGCCAAGGAUUAUAAAGAUCAAUAUGGACCAUGUGUGACAUAAGCUUUAUAUAUGCAUGAGCCACGGUCUAUUGAGUGAACAUAAAUUUGAAAUAUCUUAUAUUAAAGCAUGAGUCAAUUGUACUGUGAUUGAUCACAAGUGUGAACCACAUUGGACAUGUCUUUCUCGACAUAGGCUUUAUAGAAAGGCUGCAGUUGGUUUGUAUAGAGCUGAGGCUUUGAACAAUCAAAACAAAGCGGACAUUCAAAUACUGUCGAGAAAUGUGGUUUUAAUACUGGAAAUCU
Messenger RNA from Amborella trichopoda, 3119 nucleotides. RefSeq names its product Mitochondrial transcription termination factor family protein. Gene Ontology annotation, molecular function: double-stranded DNA binding. Gene Ontology annotation, biological process: regulation of DNA-templated transcription; developmental process. The record is from RefSeq and is a predicted model, not a curated record. Lineage: Eukaryota; Viridiplantae; Streptophyta; Magnoliopsida; Amborellales; Amborellaceae.